AUGUCGAUCCCCUUAUCAUCAGCAGCAACCCCGCGUGGCACUCGCAGUCUGAACGUUCCCGCAACGCAGAACACCGCGCCCGUCAUCAAAUUUCGAUGCCUCUUCACUCAUGAUGUCCGACGCAAAGCGAAGCGCUGGCACGAUGGGUUCCUCCGCUAUCAUACAUUCAAUAAGCGGGUCAUGGUCUACGAUACCACCGGCUAUUUUAUCGGAGAUUUGCAUUGGCGACAGGACGACGGGAUUCAGGACGGAGACGAGCUGGAGCUGGACAAAGGCGUGCUGAUCCAAGUUUGUGAGCCGGUGGAGCAGACACAGACAGACCUGUCGACGCUGUACAACAAUAAGAAGAAGGCGCAGGAUUCACCGACCCAAGCAGCGGAACCGUCAGCUCCCACACUUCGUGCCUCUGCUCCGGUCCGGUCCUCGAUAUCCUCCCAACAGCCGCGGUCCCUCAAUGAUCUCCUAGGCAUUCGAAAAACACAUGCUGGCUUGUCUGUUUCGCCCUACGAGGAACGUCAACGACAGAAACAGAAGGAAGACAAUCGGCUAGCGUCUGAGAGAGCGGCAAAGCGUCAAAAGACCACCCCGGCUCAUGUACCGACUGAGCAACAACCAAGACGCUCGGUCGCCAAUCCCCCGGUGCUCAUCGAUUUGUCUGAUUCACCAGAUGAGAACGCGCCAGAAAGACGACAGAAGCCGAACAAACUCCCAGAAAACGUCUCUCUGCAGAAGAAGAACCCAGGGUCAAAUGGGCCUGCUUUACCAGUACCAGUCGUUGACAAUGUUGAGCGCGAGGUCGAGAAGCAUCGAAACUCGUCAAACAACGCCCCAUCUUCAGCAUCAAGACCACCCUCCGCGCACUCAACUUCGGAGGUGCCAACUAGAACACUCCGCUUACCCACAAGCCAGCCUCGUAAGAAGCUCAUGUAUCAGGCAUUGCUCCCUAAUCAGGCGCCUGGAAAAGCAGCAUGUACGGUGUCCUCAUCCGCUCGGGACAGGAAAAUCUUGCCAACUCAGUCGAGAUCGCAUGAGAGUAAUCCUUUUCCGACUCCGGAUCCUACCUCGACUAAUAUCGAGUUCAUACCGACUGAGUCCACCAUGUUCGUUCUAGAAGAGGUGGCUGACGAUUCAGUGCCCGGUCCACCCCAAAUUCUCCAUAGAGACCGGCCAGGGUCCCCUACAGCGCGAAGUGCAGUGGAUGCUAUGACGUCUGUAGCAAGGGCGCAAACCUUCCAACCAACAACGACCAACAAUCCUGGUCAACUGAGGUUGCCUGGAUCAUCCUCAGCCGACAAAAGUGCCGGGACGCAAAACAAUCAUCUUCCGAAAUCCACGUCCAAAGGACUCCGUAAAGCCCUCUCUGAUCCGACUGCGUUGACGACGAGCACCAGUGUGCAAUCACGGUCCCAACUGUCCAGUAGAUCGGUCGACACCUACCCGAUCGAGGAGAACCUGCCGGAACAGGGGCCUUGGACGUCCGAGGCUCUCGAUCUCUUCGAUUUCUGGCCGCCGGGACGGCCGAAACCCAGCUGA
This is a messenger RNA of Aspergillus fumigatus Af293, 1533 nucleotides long. RefSeq names its product DNA helicase ZGRF1-like domain-containing protein. Gene Ontology annotation, biological process: double-strand break repair. Lineage: Eukaryota; Fungi; Ascomycota; Eurotiomycetes; Eurotiales; Aspergillaceae. Gene Ontology annotation, cellular component: nucleus; site of double-strand break. The record is from RefSeq and is a predicted model, not a curated record.